Messenger RNA from Strongylus vulgaris, 450 nucleotides. The record is from the annotation of a GenBank genome assembly. NCBI's taxonomy places the organism in Eukaryota, Metazoa, Nematoda, Chromadorea, Rhabditida, Strongylidae.
AUGCCUUCCUUACUGCUGUUACUCACUUUUGUAGUAAAACAAGUAGCAUAUUCAUCAGGUCAGUCGCUUGUUCAGUAUGAAUUAUCCGAUCUGUGGAAAACUCGGGGCAUCAACGAUGUUUAUCUUUUCCCAACACUAACCUCUACCAUAUACCCUGGAUUCGUGGGGUUUAAGCGAGAAUCGGGAUCAAGUCACAUUCAUUUAACCGCCGAUGAAAUACUGGGAUACGAAUCAAAAUGGGUAAAAGCAACUCAAAUCAAAUCCGUGUGUUCAUACAUCUACAUGGGUUCGGUAUUCUACGUCGUAAAUACGGACGCCGCUAACGAUAGGAUGGUUGAAAUCUCACUGAAUUUAACAAUGGCGGAACUGGAAAUGGUUACUGUGGAAAUGCUGGAAAAGAAGAUGAAACCUUCACACAUAUGUCGGGGAGCUGAUGGACAUUUUCAGUGA